Bradysia coprophila is the source of this 5861-nucleotide messenger RNA. It is a transcript of the gene unc-5, whose product is annotated as netrin receptor unc-5. Gene Ontology annotation, cellular component: membrane. NCBI's taxonomy places the organism in Eukaryota, Metazoa, Arthropoda, Insecta, Diptera, Sciaridae. Gene Ontology annotation, molecular function: netrin receptor activity; protein binding. The record is from RefSeq and is a predicted model, not a curated record. Gene Ontology annotation, biological process: netrin-activated signaling pathway; motor neuron axon guidance.
CUUUCAACUGCCGUAGAGACAAUACGGACAGGUCGUGUGUGUGUUUCAUUCGAUAAAGGCAAAAACUUUUUUUUGAACUAUCCACAUUGUAAAAGAAGAGAAUAUAUCGUGUGUAUUGAAAACAUGACUAAUUCUUGAUAAAGUGCCAAAUUUUCGUUCACCGUUACACACCAGAUAUGAAAUCAUAAUUUCGUUGAUACUCGAAGUGUUUAUGGCACUUGAAAAUUGAUUAAAAAGAAUUUACGUUGAAAAUAGUGCAACCGACAAAAGUGCAGUGAAUGGAUCACGUUCAUACAACAUUAUAACAAUAGAAAUAUAGAGUUUUUUUUUGUAAGUAAUUAAAAAAGUUAUCAACAGUUUUUUAUAUUAAUUUUUAUUAUCUACAAAAGAGCUAUAAAGAGUUUAAUGAUUCUUCAUUAUUUUUCAAAAAUGUGGUAAUCAGUGAUAUCGAAGUUUUAAUGAAAAAAGUUUUCCGUUUUUCUGUGAAAACAUGUAGCGAAAAUUUAGUGUAUUCACAUACGUAAAUAUAACUUAUGUACAUAAAAGUGGAAGAAGUACAAUCAUUGGUUAUACAUGCUAUGUGUUCUGGAAAAUUAAUCGGAAAUUGUGUGUUUAGUUAAAGGAUUACAUCUCACUCUCGAAUGCUAUACAUGCUAAACAUAUUACCCAAAUACACAACCAUUCUAUUGGAUACAUUGCAUCAAAUUGCUGUGGAUUAAUUUGGAUUAUUAGGGAUUAUUUUAAUAAAUUACAAUUGUUAUUGAAGUCAACAUCCGAUUUAAGCAUUUGCAACAAUCGAACGAGCUUGAUUUAGAAUAUAUUCAAAUAUGGCGUCAUUUCUCUUCAACAUCAUUUAUUACCACACGUUUACCCCAUUGUAGCAAAGCGAACACCGACUAUAAAACUUAAUUACGCAUACAAUGAAAAUAAAUUUAACAACCCGAAGCAACGGGGAAUAUUCUAGAGAUGGAAUUCAUCGGUUACUUGUUGUUGUUGAUGCUGUGCCUUACAACUGUAUUUAAGGAUGUGUCAAACGAAUCGGUGAAUAAAGAGAAAACGCCGGUGAAAAGUGAUGUGAUUACAGACUUAUCCGAUUUGCCAACGAAAUUCGGCGAUGAAGAUGAUGUGAUUAAAAUAAAACCUACAACCGAUUUAAGUAAAGACAAAAAUUCGAAAUCAAAAGAUGUGAAAAAGUUUAACGAAGAUCAUUUCGAUCAUAAAGACUUCGAUUCGAACGAAGAAAACUACGACGAUAAUGACGAAGACUUUAUAUUGUCCGAACAUUUUCCGGACAAGGAUGAUGGUGAAGACUCCGACUACAAAAAUGCUGACUACGACGAUGGAAGUGAGCUAGGACCGACGUUAGAUAAUUUCGGUACGAAAUUCGACGGUGCUGGUGAUGGGAAUGAAUUGCCGAUAUUUUUGUCAGAGCCACAAAGUACUUAUGUGGUGAGGAGCAGACCAGCUAUAUUAAAGUGUAAAGCAGCGCAUGCAUUACAGUUAACAUUUAAAUGCAGCGGAAGCUCACAACCACCGCCAUCUUCGCACGAAUCUCAUGUGGACCCUCAUACAGGUGUUCACUUGCAAGAAGUUACAGCAACAAUAUCAAAAGACUUAGUGUAUGAGUUCUUUGGAAAAGGACCAUUCAAAUGCGAAUGCAAUGCAUGGUCGCCUCGGGGUAAAGCAAAAAGUCAACCAGCUACCGUAGAAGUUGCAUAUAUCAAAAAAUAUUUUUCAAUACCCCCAACAUCUGUUCGUGUUGAAGCUGGUGGUCGAGCUGAGAUCCGUUGUUCUGCUCCAAAAGCUGUACCAACACCGACUAUAGAAUGGCUUAAGAAUGAUGUUCCACUUGUACCCGAUACAUCGGUGUUAGUUACGGCCGAAGGCAGCAUUCUAAUAAAUCAUGCAUCAAUGCAAGAUAUGGCGAACUAUACCUGCGUUGCAUCAUCAAUUGCUGGCAAACGUUUAUCCGAUCCGGCAGCAGUUACUGUUUAUGUCGAUGGAGGUUGGAGUUCAUGGAGUCAAUGGACGGAAUGCAGAUGUCCUGGACGGUCUCCCGUUGGACAGAAGCGGACAAGAAGUUGCAGUAAUCCGACUCCGUUGAAUGGUGGCGCUCCUUGCGGUGGACCGAAUGUACAGAAGACACCCGAUUGUGUUCCCUGUCCAGAGGAUAUUCAAAUCGUCAGUCCAGAAGGCUUCGAUCUAUUGAUUGGGGGCCGUUGGUCGGCAUGGUCUGACUGGAGUACGUGUACGUCGGAGUGCAUUCAAAUACGUCGUAGAACUUGCAUUGGAGUUUUUGAUUCAACAUCAACAUCUCCAGCUGGGUCGAAAUUAUCCACCGACAACAACAAUAAUAAUGAUAAGUCAUCGUGCACGGGACGAGAAUUUCAAACAGCCGAAUGCCGUGGUGGUAAUUGCAGCAAAGGAAAAGAGGACACAGAAUGGGCUUUAUACAUCGGAUUGACCGUAGUUUGUGCUAUUUGCGUUGCGUUGGGCGUAAUUUUGUCUCGUGGUGUACGAAAAGGUAGACGACUUCCACCGUACAGUAUUGCACGCACAGAAAUGCAACCGGAAUAUUUCCAUGACCCAGACAAAAAAACGAUGCAAUUUCAGCCUGAUUUAACCCAAAACAAUCACGCUGCCAAUUACGAAUAUCCACCGUUGAAUCCACAUAAUGGACAUUUACCAAUUGGACAGAAUAUACCGAUGAAAAUAUCACGAUCGAUAUCCGAACAUCAUUAUGAUGUACCUCAUUUAGCUACCAACUAUGCAACACCAGUGGACAAAGUGAGCGGAAAUGAUUCAUACUCAUCAUCGAAUUAUUCAAAACGAAUUCACAGCACAGAUUCAUUGGCAACAACAACGAAUACAUCUGAUUCAACCUAUGACGUCGCUACAGAGCCCCCAACAUUGCCAAUGAGUCACAAAACAUUUCCCAAAUCAAAUACCGUUCGACAAGUGGUUACCUCAACUGGUGGGUGGCUGAAAUUAAACAAUGCAUGCAUUGCCUUAUCGAUACCCGAAACAGCCGUCAGCAAGAACCAGAGGCAUAGUGUCUUUCUGUCGGUGUUGAACGAAGAGAAUCUUAAAAUAUCCAUUCCGGGUAUUUGCUCACACAUUUCGCCGGUUAUUCAUUGCGGUCCCGUUGAUGUAAGCCUGAGCAAACCAGCCGUACUACGAAUUCCUCAUUGUGCCGAAAAGCUAGAUCAAUGGCGUGUAUCGCUGUAUUACUCCAACGCUCACAUUCAGGAGUCUGAACCGAAAUGGCGAAAAUUGGUUACCCUCGGCGAGGAAACUAUUAACACACCAGCUUAUGUGCAAAUGGACGACAGCUACGCUUUUGUCAUGACUGAUUUCUUAGGACGCUUUGCCAUAGUUGGUGAAUCAUUAUCCACUGGAGUUGGUGCAGUGAAACGUUUAAAACUGUUUUGCUUCGGUCCGUCAAUUCAACCAGGCUCCGAUUCUACGAUACGAGUUUAUGUCAUCGAAGAUUUGCCAAGUUCUAAGGAUCACUGCACUUAUCUCGAGAGUAAAUUGGGUGGUGUCUUUCUGUGUCAAAGUACACCGUUCAUGUUUCACGACAGUGGACACGAUUUGAAUCUGGGCAUCAAAUGUGACGGUGGAUGGCGGCCAAAGCUGGGAUCGGAAAGUCAAACGAUUCCAUUCUCUCAUGUGUGGAACAAUGGUAUGGCAUUGCAUUGUGCUUUCGCCAUUGAACGAAGCGAACAAGAAUCGCAUGGACUACGGAUUGACGUUUCGGCACGGCAGCGGCAAGGUGGCGAAGUGACUGCAACGCAUUUCACUCCAUCGCUGCUACCGUUCGAUUUACCCACCGUAGACGAGAUGUACAGUGAUGGUUCGGUCAAAAGUGUGACUGUAUCGAACAAAGGCGUGAACACCGUACAAGAUACUGAAGUAGCUUUUAAGUUAACACGACAGGCGAAACGAGAACUGUGUUGCUGUUUAGAUCCACCGACAACACGGGGAAAUGACUGGCGAAUGUUGGCUCAAAAAUUAGGCGUUGAUCGGUACAUUGCCUAUUUCGCCACGAAACCCUCGCCAACGGAACAGAUCUUAGAUUUAUGGGAGUGCCGCAAUAGAGACAACAAUGAUUUGGUUAAGUUGACGGUGUUCUUGAGGAAUAUGGGACGCUUGGAUGCCGUCGAAAUACUGGAACGUACUCUAGGACCAGCUUGGUUGUAAAAAAGUGUUUUUUUGUUGUUAUCUGAAUCCUUAUAGUUUUCGAACAUUAAAUUUUUUUGGAAGAAUUAUGUUACAGGGCCUAAACGAAUGGAUAGUAAGUUUCCGAUUGGUUUUUUGUUUAAUUUUGUUUUUCCUUACAAAGGGCUUUGGGUUAUAUGCUGUUUACAGGUCUUUUUUUUGACGCCACAACAGUGGACGCAAUGCUUUAAUUUUCAAGAUGAUAAUUUAAACACUUUGUCUGAUAUUAUCGUCCGGGUUUUCAUCGGAACAGACCCCAUAAACUUUGACUAUACUUAAAACUGAAAAUUUACAAUAAAAACUGAUGAUGAACAAUUAACAGCAAUUUGUGACAACUGUUGGAAUUCCUUACCUUAACAAGUAAUAAAUUCCGAACCAAAUCAAAAUUACACUGCCCUAUGAUCCAUAUCAUAUUUGCUCUACCACACACUGCCAUUUUAAAGACAAAACGAAUUAAAUGCCGUUUAGUAUCAUCUCGUAUCACACAUAAUCAUCUCAAUUUAUUUUAAAUAAAAAAAGAUGUAAAUUUCGUACUCGUACUACUCGAACCAGAAAACCCAUUAUUUGAGUAUCAAAUGGUCGACCAGAUAAAGUGUAAAGUUUUAUGGAAUUUUUCGUUUAAGAAAUGAAGAAAUUAAAAAAAAAUUGUUCAUAUUAACAACUUAAUGUUAGACCGGUUGGUACGUGAUUGUGAGGCUAAAUGAUGGCUUUUCCUCAUUUACGGUAAUUUCACAGGUCACAGGACGAAUAUUAAUGGAAUUUUAACUGCAUUUAAAUGUAAUAAUUGUCGUUAACAAUCGCAGAAAAAAAAUUAUCUCUCUAUCACAUAUAGCAAUAUUUUGCCGUUGGCCGAUUAGAGGGACUUCGAGCCGCAGUCUUUCGGGAAAAAAAAUAUUUUAACGAAAUCUAGGACGUCUUAUAGUCAAAUUAAUGUGUAAUAUCAACAUAAUGUUCGAUAAAACAAAAAAAUAGUCAACUGUGUAAAACUAGAGUUGAUUUGUUUGUUUUUUUUGUGAAACUCUUUACUUAAAUAAAACGAUGAACUGACACCAAGAACAAUUUAAAGAAAAUAUUUAUCAUUAAAACAAUUUAUAACCAAAACUCAUCCCAACUAAAAACAGACAUAUUUAAAUGGAAACAAAAAUGAAAAAUCUUUAACUAAAAUAUCGUACAUAUACAUAAAAUAGACAUAACAAUGGAAUAAAACCGAAAAAAAAGACUUAGGACGAGCGAGGACGAUGAUUCGAAAAAGAAAAUGUUAGAAUUUAAAAAAAACUCUUUUGUAUUGUGUACAAAAACAAAAUAAUCUAUUUGAUAGAAUUGUAGCGUAAUAAGAAGUGAAAAAAGUAGUUUUGAUACCUGUUAUAUAUAAAUAUAUUAUAUAGUUGAUAUUAAUGAAUCAAAAAAGAAAAAUAAAAGAAAAAAUGGAAAUAAAAAAGAUGAAAAACUAAUAAUGAAUUAGAAAUUAUAUUCGGCGUAGAUAUAACAAUAGAAAUUUAAACAAACAAAAAAUAUAAAAAAAUUAAAAUUAUGUUAAAAAGAACAAGAAAAUUAAAAAAAGUAGAAGUGAAGUUAAGACAGUGUGUAAAUACAACCAACAAAACGAUAAUAAUAUUAAAGAAAAUGUAUUUAUGAUAAAA